AUGGCGGACACGUGUGGCCAAGUAAUAUUGGGCUCCGGCCUCACUGUCCUAUCUCAUCCUUUGAUGUACAUUAAAGUACUGAUUCAGGUCGGACACGAGCCACUACCGCCGACCCUUGGACAUUUUUUUAGAAGAGAGGUGUACCACCUGCCUGGAUUUUUUGCUUAUGCAAAACACAUCAUUAAGAUUGAUGGGAAAGCAGGUCUCUUCAAAGGGCUUGCGCCAAGGCUUUGUGCGGGCACCAUCGGCACUGUAGUCCAUAGUAAAAUUGUGCAGAAAUGUCACAAACAAGGGACACUUGAGAUUCCGGGAGGCCAGCAGAAGCCUGUCGAUGGAGCCUUACAACAUGUUGUGAAUGAGACAAACAAAGAGAUGAUAGCUCGUUCUUUUGCCACCAUCAUUACGCAUCCCUUUCAUGUGAUUACGUUGCGUUGUAUGGUGCAGUUUAUUGGAAGAGAAACAAAAUACAGCGGAGUCUUUGAUUCCAUCAUCACGAUCUACAGAGAAGAAGGGAUGCUGGGAUUCUUUGCUGGAUUGAUCCCCCGACUCCUUGGAGAUAUCUUCGCUCUGUGGAUUUGUAACCUGCUGGCUCACUUCGUCAACACUUACGCUAUUGAUGAUUCGAUGAGCCACACAGGAGAAAUCAAGAACUGCUCUCAGGCUAUGACAGGGUUCUUGGCCAGCAUGCUCACAUACCCUUUUGUUUUGGUGUCGAACAUCAUGGCUGUCAAUAACUGCGGGCUCACUGGAGGGCGUCCCCCCUAUGCAUCAAUAUAUCCUACCUGGGUGCACUGUUGGAAACAUCUAAGCAGAGAGGGAAACAUGAGCAGAGGAAGCAGUUUAUUCUUCCGAAGGCUUCCAGCAGGAAAGACGUACGCCAUUGAUCAGAAAAUAUUUUAUUAA
This is a messenger RNA of Nerophis lumbriciformis (worm pipefish), 903 nucleotides long. Lineage: Eukaryota; Metazoa; Chordata; Actinopteri; Syngnathiformes; Syngnathidae. The record is from RefSeq and is a predicted model, not a curated record.